GAUGGUAGUAAGUCAGGACUGGGAGAGGGGAGGUAGCUGUUAAUCAUGGAAACAUUCUCAGUAGAGAAGGACCAUCUGGUGUUUGGAACCAGCAGGGCAAAUGGAUUGGUUGAGGGGAGAAGCGUGUGAUCAGAAAGUAUUCUUCAUUUGUUAACUUCACUCCGAAAGUGAAAGAAAAAUUCAUGAGAACAUGCGAGAACAAAGAGCACGGCAAAGCCAGGUGACUGUCUAUUCCACGGAAUGGGAAUUAAUGGCCUUUGAUGCCAACCUGGAUGACAGAGUGAAGAAGAUCAAUGAACAUGUCCGGUCUAAGACCAAGGUUCCUGUGCAGGACCAGGUCCUUCUGUUGGGAUCUAAGAUCCUAAAGCCACAGAGAAGGCUAUCAUCUUAUGGCAUUGACAAGGAGAAGACCAUCCACCUCACCCUGAAAGUAGUGAAGCCCGGUGAUGAGGAGCUGCCCUUGUUUCUCGUGGAGUCCGGAGAUGAGGGGCAGAGGCACCUCCUCCAGCUGCGAAGGUCCAGCUCAGUGGCCCAGGUGAAAGAGAUGAUUGAAACUAAGACUGCUAUAACCCCAGAGACCCAGAUUGUGACUUGCAAUGGGAAGAGAUUGGAAAAUGGGAAGAUCAUGGCAGAUUAUAACAUCAGAAAGGGCAAUAUACUCUUUCUGACAUACCACUGUAUUGGGGGGUGACUGCCCUGGAAAGGGGUGCUAUCAGCUACAAAAGGGCUUAUUUCCUUUAAUCUAUUAUUUAACAAUCAUAUCCUUUGAUGAUUUCCCAAAAUUAAUGAGAAUGAGAUAAAUAGAGUAAGAUUUGGGGUGGGGUGGGUAGGAUGAAAAACAUUUCCAACUCUAAUUCUUUGAUUCUAAUAUAAUUGAUUAAGUGGCAGGAUUGUUUAAGAUGUAUUACUUAGAAUAUAAAAUAGAUGUUUAAAGAACAUUAGAGAUAGCAUUCAAAGCUGAAACUUAAUCCUUUCUUGGUACCUUCUGAUUUAUAGAAAAACUCCUAUUUCCUUUCCUAUAUGACAAAAGAAUAGUUUGUUGGGAUCCAUGUUGUACUAAUUUCUGUGUUCCUUUGUUAAACCCAAUGCUUCCUUUAUAAUAUCACUGAAUUAUUGUUGAAUCAAGCUGAAUUUCUGCAUAGAGAGCACAGUGAAAUGAUUUACUAUGAAUUAAAUUAAUUGCUCUGACAUGAUCAAAAUGUAAUUAAUAAGUAUUUUGAAAAUUCCAUUAAACUUCUUCCUGUCUCCUUA
Messenger RNA from Lemur catta (Ring-tailed lemur), 1251 nucleotides. RefSeq names its product ubiquitin D (gene UBD). The transcript is spliced from 2 exons. The coding region runs from base 191 to 691 and encodes 166 amino acids. Gene Ontology annotation, biological process: ubiquitin-dependent protein catabolic process; response to type II interferon; response to tumor necrosis factor. Gene Ontology annotation, molecular function: protein binding; proteasome binding. Lineage: Eukaryota; Metazoa; Chordata; Mammalia; Primates; Lemuridae. The record is from RefSeq and is a predicted model, not a curated record. Gene Ontology annotation, cellular component: nucleus.